Drosophila ficusphila is the source of this 3777-nucleotide messenger RNA. RefSeq lists its product as uncharacterized. The record is from RefSeq and is a predicted model, not a curated record. NCBI's taxonomy places the organism in Eukaryota, Metazoa, Arthropoda, Insecta, Diptera, Drosophilidae.
CUUUGUCCUGUGAACUUCGUCGCGCUGAGAGUGCUGCGAAGUCCCGUUACUUCGCUAUUGGUGUGAGUGCUACGUGUUUUGCGCGCGUGUGUGUGCGUCCGCGUGAGGGCGCCAAGUUUUUCGGUGAGACUUUAACCACCAGUAAACAACAGCAGAGCAGAAGCAUUCGCAAAAAGAAAAAAACAGAUAAAAAGGGAAAGGACAAUACAGCCUGCGGUCAGAGGAACCGCAAUCAAAAAUUGUAAACAAACUGUGGAAGCCGAGGAAAGUCAACAAGGGAAGACGACGCCGCCAAGUAGGCAACGAUUUCGCUGCUGGCCAAGAUGGAAAUGGACGUUAAUCGCCCGACCGGCCGCCAUGGCAACCUAAUGACCAUAUCCGCCCGCUGCUCCAAUAACAAUGCGGAAGGCGGGGCAGCCAGCACGGCGGCAGGGGAGGAGGCGCCUCCCAGCGGCUGCUGCGGCAUCCUGGGCCGCCUCCUCUGUGUGAGCCGCCACAAGGCGACGCAAUCGGUGGCGGGCAGCGACCCCAUCUCGCAGCUCCAGCUGCAGCGCAAGGGAGCCGUCUCAACGACAGGACGCCGGAGGACGCCGCAGGAAGUCUACUUCGAGAGCCGCGGCAAGUCCUGCAAGAAGCUAUUGAAAUUCAAUGGUAAUUCGAACAAGAUAUUGCUGUAUCCCGAGGAGGGCUGGGCGCGCACGGCCUCGUCCAGCUACUGGACCAUCACGCCCUGCUUCUGGCAGCCCAAUCGCUGCCGCAUCGUCGAGUGCUCCGGAACCCAGCGGCGGGCGACGAAGGCGCGGAUGCUGCCGCUGGAGCAGCAGGGCUCCCUCCUGAUUGCCGGACACUUUCGCCGGACAGCGGGCACGGGCGCAGGAGGCGCCUCCUCGCGCGGGGGCGGGGCACCGGGUUUCCGUUCGGUGGCUGCCACGCCCACUCCGGCGACGCCUGCCAACCACAAUGGCGCAUCUGCAGUCCGGACGGGCUCAAUGGGGUGCGACAAGUCGCCGCCGGCGUGGAACGACGAGUUCAAGCUGUAUCUGACGUCGAACAUUUCGAUGGAGGACUACAACAUGGGCUACUGCCUCACGGGAUUCGUGGAGCGCCGCUGCCAGGUGACCAACACCUUCCAGAUGACCCACUUCGCGGUCAUCAAGCGCCAGUGGCCACCGUCGCCGUCCAACCUGGGCAACUCCUAAGGCCCCAGAACCCCAAUUUUGUAUUGUGAUCCGAUCUUUUGUUCCGAGUUGGAAACGAAAUGAAAUUAUGCACAGGUCUCUUGCUGUUUACACUAUCAGAAACUGUGGGGAAUUGGUACCAGUGGUAUUUCCUUUUGGAUAAAAUUCAGGUUUGCCGUAUGCUACAAUAAAUAAAUUCUAAAUUCAAAAAGUUUCCCAUUCGAUUUCUUGCGCUUUUGAAAGUGAAAACGGAAAGAGACCCAGUAGAUACCAAUUAAGUUGCUAGCAUUUAAGUAGAGCCAAAUGUUUGUUGUGCAAUCUCGAAUUAAAAUCAAAAAUAAAUUUUGAAAAAUCUAUAGGAAAUGUAACAUAAUUUGCGAGGGCCUCAGAAUCCGAUAGCCACUAGAUCGUAAGUCUUCGAAAAACUAAUGACUCAAAGGAUCUUUAAGGAAGUACUGCAUUUGCCCUUACUUACGAAAAUUCUCUGCAUGUUUAGGGCGUAAAUUGUAAUGUUAACUAAAUGUGCAACAAGAACCGAGAAAAACGCAAGUUAGGAAACCAAAACAAAAACUUUACGUGUGCUUUCAGUGUUGUGUAAUAUGAAAAACGGAAACAAACCGGAAAAAAUAAGCGAAAAAACGAAAUACUAGUAACUGUUAAAUGCUAAAUGAAACUAAACCGCUUUGCCAACUCUCACAAACACACACGCCAAUACACACAGGCACCCACUCACACACUCACACACUUGCACACUUAAGCUUGGGCAGCUACUUAAUGCUUCAAAAAAGUGCAACAAAUUGAAACUUGUGCUUGUCGAAGCAUGUGAUUGUGAGUGCUCCACUAUAAGCUGCUAUAGUAUAUUUACGAGAGUGUGUGCGUGCGAGCGAGACGCUGUGUGUGUGAGCCGGCACUCCUUUCUGCAACAUACAACUAUGUACUUUAACGGCCAUGUUUGCGAAACCUAUUGCCUUUAAGCUUUAAAAUAUAAGCACAACUCAACGUCAGGCGAACAAGUCAACAGCUUAAGGCGAUGGCCAGAGGCACUAAGCAGCAGUUUGAUAACAAGUGCACAUUUAAAUUAAUUAUUUAAUGACCUGUUUUGGGGGAGACAAACAUGUUUUUGAGUAAAACGGGGUGCUUUAGACCAAUUUCAACCCAAAUUGGCUUAUCUUUAGCGGGAGACACACUGCAUCUCAAGCUUAGGUCUCUAUUCCUUGAAUAUCUGUGUUUAAAAGUUUAAGAACUGCUGAAUAGUGUCCUUAGCUAUUUAGACUAGUCCAAGAAGUUUGCCAACUCUACGCUAAUCUAAGAAACUAUGUCCUAAAAUCUCUCUAUCUCUCUCUCUCACCAACUCACCUACUCAUGCUACGGCUCUGUCCCACUCAUUCACUCACUUUGAGCAUGAUACGCAACGUAUAUCAACAAUUCGUCCAAUAAUUGGAGACUUUAGGCGCCACAAAUUGCCAAGUGUCAAAUUGGCAAGGCCGGAGCUCCAAUUGCCAAAAACCCUAAGUGUUAAAAAACAAUGAAACCAAAACGUAAAGAAAACCAAAGCUAAGUCAGAACUCAACGUAGCCUAAGUUAAGAUAGUUUAAAAAUCAAUAUUUACAAGCUAGAAUAUGAAUCUAUAUAUCUAUAUAUUUGUGUGUAGGCUGAACCUUUUUGCGUAUAUAUCGGUGUAUUUAUAUAUCUAUAUUGCGAUUACGUAUACAAUAACAUUUUUGCUGUAGUUCGCAUAGCUCGCUUUUAGGCGCUUUUACACGCAAGCGAAUAAGGCCGGAAACCUCUUGAAUCUCUCAUUUGCUUCAGACAGAUCUCCCCUGCCAGUUUACUCCUAAACUAAUUGAUAUUUAAGUAUCAGGUACCUGCCAGAAUCAACAACAACAACCAAAUAAACAAAAGUAACAUGAAUAUACAUACACAAAUAUUUAUUAAGCAAUUAUGUCUGUGCAAAUAUUGGUGUCCAUUUUAAUUAGACGAAAAUAAAAACUCGGAAAAAGCGAAUUAUUUUUUAGAAAACACUCUCAAACGAAAGAAUUCUACCCACACACACGCAAAUCGAUGUCGUCUCCCCGAAUUGUAUAAAUGUUUAUUAGUGUGAGAUUCUUGCUCUCUGUGUGUAGCAAACAUUUCUGCGCCUAUGCUUAAAAAAACAAACAAAAGACACGAGUCCCCAGCUUCAAGCUGCAUGUCCAACACCUAAAAACAAAUCUAACAAAAACACGCAUGAGCUUUUUUGUAGAUCUAUUUAAACAUUUUUAAAUAGCCAACACAAGUCAACGUAUAAACCCCGUGCUGCGUGAGCAUUGGGAAAUAAUUAAUGUUAAGCUUCUAUGGAUUUAAGCGAUGUAAGCGAGCAUAAUUAGUCUAAAACAGAGAUAAGCUAAACUGGUAGAAAAAGCGGAAAACAAAACAAACAGCAAAUCAGAUGGAAAUGCGAAUGAAAAUAUUAAUCGAAAUCAAACACGUUGAUGUUAAUGCGAAUGCAUAAAUCAAAAGCAAAAAAUGCGAAUUCAGCCGGUAAUGAAAAUAAAUACCCCAAAGGUCGGCAGUAUGCAAUUGAAAAUGAGAAAUCAAAACAUUGAAAAUAAAGAAAGAA